Molecule: messenger RNA, 1532 nt
Organism: Histoplasma capsulatum G186AR
Lineage: Eukaryota; Fungi; Ascomycota; Eurotiomycetes; Onygenales; Ajellomycetaceae
Product: microtubule-binding protein BIM1
Exons: 6
Coding region: 184-936 (250 amino acids)
Biological process (GO): regulation of microtubule polymerization or depolymerization; protein localization to microtubule plus-end; spindle assembly
Cellular component (GO): cytoplasmic microtubule; microtubule plus-end; microtubule organizing center
Molecular function (GO): microtubule plus-end binding
Source: RefSeq, a predicted model, not a curated record
CACCUACAUAUCUCUCCCUCCUUUGUUCUCGUUCUAACCAUCCUCGGUAUCCCGCGCACAGGGGUCAUACAGGUACAGCCUCGCGAAGAAAAAACCAACGUGCGAGAAAGUUUACAACGGGCCAGUCAUCCGUUUGAGGGAGGGAUACGCAGACCCCUGAUAUCAUUUUGAUCUUUGUUUGCCAUGGGUGAAUCCAGGCAAGAGCUGUUGGCAUGGCUGAACAACCUGCUGCAGCUGAACGUUACCAAGGUCGAGCAAUGCGGUACCGGGGCUGCCCUAUGCCAGGUUUUUGAUUCUAUAUACAUGGAUGUGCCCAUGUCAAGGGUCAAGUUCAAUGUCAAUACUGAAUACGCCUACCUCCAGAACUUCAAGAUCCUGCAAAACGUCUUCACACGGCACCAAAUAGACCGCCCCGUCCCUGUUGAAAACCUCAUCAAAUGCCGAAUGCAAGAUAACCUUGAAUUCCUCCAAUGGACCAAGAAACACUGGGACCAAUACUACCCGGGUGGUGAUUAUGACGCCCUAGCCAGACGAAAGGCUGCAGGGGCUCCUGCCUCCAAUUCCACCCGUGGACCAGGCACUACAUCCGCCACAGGCGCACGUCGAGGUGGCACGACCCCUGUGAACUCGGCAGGCGGCCGUCCACGCCUCGCCGGCGGCGCUGGUAGCGCCAACUCAGCCGCGCUAAUGUCGGAGAUAAAUGCGCAAAAGGAAGCCAUUGCGGGUCUGGAGAAAGAGCGCGAUUUCUACUUUGCGAAAUUGCGGGAUAUCGAACUGUUGCUGCAGCAGGCUGUCGAGGCGGACCCUGAAUUGGAUAAAGAUGAUGAUUCACUCGUGAAACAUAUUCAAGCUAUCCUCUAUUCGACUGAGGAGGGUUUCGAAAUUCCUCCCGAAGCUGAAGGGGCUGCGGCAAGCGAAGAAUUAGAGACGUUUUAAACAACGAUAGAGAGAAACAACUGCUUGCUAGAAUUCUUUCCCUUGCCUCUUUUUUGAGAUGUGAUUUUUUUUUUUUCCUUGUUCAACCAGCCUGCCAAGGCAGUCUUCGAGGCAGUCUCCUUUCUCCUGCUUGGGUGACACGCUAUCAUUUUCUAACCCUCCUUCUAAUUAAUCGAGGUUUUUGCCCCUGUGUGUGUCAUUUUUCAAUAAUUCUCCAUAAUUUUUUUUUGCAUCAACCAACUAGCCCUUUGCCUUAUGUAAUACACAUGACUUCGUUUUCUAAAGUUUGACGAAAAUAGUCUCUCAUUUUCAUUCAAAUCUGAUUUUUCCACUUGUACUGCUUGCCGUCAUCAUUUCUCUCUACCCCCAAAAUCUCAUAACAAACAAAUAUACAAAACCAAUGAAAGGAGAGAGAAAGGCGAAGAGAGAGAGAGAGAGUGUGUGUGUGUUUGUGCUGAGGAAAAUUUUGUUACGCCCUUUACAAAUUUUCUUUUCAAUAUACUGAAUCCCAACCUUUACUACUGUAAGAUGGACUCAUACAAAGUACUUGAACUUUAUCAAGAGGUUCUUUUUGACCUUUUUAACCUUUCUACUUU